AUGGUUACCCUUACCGAAGUCGAGGACGAACACUUCCAGGAGCACCCCGGUGCCCAGUACGAAGACGACGAGGACUACACGGAUACUGAGUCCGAAAUCUCCAAUGACUCCGACUUUGACGCUGAGAACGAGAGCUUCGCCGAGCGCCUGUACGCCCUCCGUGAUAUCGUCCCGCCUAAGACGCGCGGCUGGAUCGCCGACAGCGCGAGCGCCAUCUCCAACCGCGCGUGGAGCGUCAUGUCCUUUGGCGGCAAGAGCGCCUGGGUCAUCACCACGUCGAUCCUCUUCCUGGGCGUCCCCUUUGCGCUGUCGUUCCACGAGGACCUGCAGUACGCCGCGAUGGAGCAGGAGUACAAUAUGCGCCAGAGCGGCGGCGACAUGCUGACCGGCGCUGCCGGCGAGGAGCAGAGCACCGCCGAGAAGGUUGGUGCCGCUCUCGCCGCCGAGGGCCAGGGCCAGGCCAAGCCUGCUCUGUAA
Cordyceps fumosorosea ARSEF 2679 is the source of this 477-nucleotide messenger RNA. Its product is annotated as Mitochondrial outer membrane translocase complex, subunit Tom22. Gene Ontology annotation, cellular component: mitochondrial outer membrane. Gene Ontology annotation, biological process: intracellular protein transport. The record is from RefSeq and is a predicted model, not a curated record. The coding region runs from base 1 to 477 and encodes 158 amino acids. Lineage: Eukaryota; Fungi; Ascomycota; Sordariomycetes; Hypocreales; Cordycipitaceae. The transcript is spliced from 2 exons.